Racocetra persica is the source of this 1062-nucleotide messenger RNA. NCBI's taxonomy places the organism in Eukaryota, Fungi, Glomeromycota, Glomeromycetes, Diversisporales, Gigasporaceae. The record is from the annotation of a GenBank genome assembly.
AUGUUAACAAUUUUGUCACUUUUAAAAAAGUAUGAUGAUCUGAUUUUGAAUAAUGCGUCACAAAUUAGCUCCAUUGAGAGUUCUUUAAGGACUUUGACUUAUGUUUUACCUGGACGUUUUGCGGAUGCCGAGUUUGCAUCAGAAGCGUUAUUUGCUGCGUUGAACUUGAUUGGAUUAUACCAUGAUUCCAUUUUGGCUCGAGCUGCAGAAAAUUUACCACCAUCGAAAAAACCAUCGCCAUCACCUCAUAAUAGAUACACGAGAUAUUGGAUAAAUUCAUCCAAAACAUAUCAACAUGCUUCGCUUGCGUUAACAUUCUUGCAGUAUACCGAUGUUUUAUUAGAAAUGGGUGUACAAAAAAAAUGGGGGAAAGAGGUUAAGUGGAAAUUGAUCAGCAUAAUUGAACUUAUAAAAGUGAUUUGCCGGAUCAUUCUUUUAUAUAAAACUCACGAACGUACUGUAAUUGAACCAACUAUCCCGAAACGAGAAAUUGACCCAUCAGUUUUUAACUCUGAAGACUUAAACAAAUCAAACGAUGAUGCGAUAAAUCAUGAACAAAGGGAGUCAGAUACUUGGGUUGGAAAAUAUACUAAACGAGUACACGAUAGUAUAUCUAUAGUUCGAAAGGGAUGUGUACAAUCUUCUCAGUAUUAUGAUGUGAAUGAUUAUUUAAUGAGUAAAGUAUUGAUGGUUGAAGAUGUACGAAAACCACCAGACCUAGUGCAUAAAUUGCAUUCAUUUGGAAAACUCGGCGAAUUGUUAUAUAUUCUCAGACCAUUAAUUUAUGUUAUCGCUUUGCAAAAAUAUGGUAAUAAGUCAUGGCGGCCAUGGCUAUUGUCAUUAAUCAUAGAAUUGUCAACAAUUAUCCUUACCAAUUCCUUUUAUAAGAAACAUAUACCUGGCGGGUACCGAUGGUUAUCAACGUUAGAGAAGGAAGAACGAAAGAGGCGUAUUAAACAAUUCUUCUUUUAUAUAUUAAGAGGACCUUUUUACGAACACCUUACAAGGUAUCAAUUAUUGAACUAUUAUCAUAGUCAUUAUUAUGGAAGAGUGAUAUUAUAA